Danaus plexippus (monarch butterfly) is the source of this 3271-nucleotide messenger RNA. RefSeq names its product TWiK family of potassium channels protein 7-like. The coding region runs from base 297 to 1574 and encodes 425 amino acids. Gene Ontology annotation, biological process: stabilization of membrane potential; potassium ion transmembrane transport. Lineage: Eukaryota; Metazoa; Arthropoda; Insecta; Lepidoptera; Nymphalidae. Gene Ontology annotation, cellular component: membrane. The record is from RefSeq and is a predicted model, not a curated record. The transcript has 3 exons. Gene Ontology annotation, molecular function: potassium ion leak channel activity.
AGACCAGCGUCGGACGUCGUAGUAAACGGUUUAACUGACGAGCGAGUCAACGAAACUUUCGCACGUGAAGUGACUGUGUGCUCGGUGUUACCGGAAGUAUGUGAAAAUACUCUGAUAAUUAUUGUUAUUUUAUAAAAAAAUUGAGUUAUUUUAAGUAAUUGUUUGCGAUUUCUGUGAAAAGUGAGCAGACUUUCUUCCCACAGAUGUUUCUAUUAACGAUUUAGAAUGUUGAGAUCAAAAAAGAGGAUACAUCACAAGAAAUACAAAGUGCGUUAAGCCAUUUGGUAGUGAUCACGAUGGUGGACGAAGGGCGACGAGACCCGUCCAAGCGAGUCGUUCGAAAAAUGGAACCUCCAAUUAUAGAAGAACCACAUUGUUGCUUACUUUCUGGUAAAGAGGACAACCAACUAUUUUGCUGCCGGUGUGCCCAUAAAAGGCGUCCGUCACCUCUUACAUGCUUAGCAGUAUGUUUCCUAGUUCUCACCUAUAAUAUUAUGGGUGGAUUUAUAUUCUUAACUCUAGAAGGCCCUACCGGCUCAGCAGAAGAGACAUCAGUAGCUGCGUCCAAACCUAAUUUAAGCCAAACUCAGAACGGUGAUCUUCGGUCCAAGACGGUUGAACGUCUCUGGUCAAUAACAGAAGAUUUGAAUAUAUUGUAUAAGGAAAAUUGGACAAAACUAGCAGCAAAAGAACUAAUGGAUUUUCAAAAGGUUUUAAUGACGACAAUAAGAAAGACAGAUACACCUAACAUGUCCCGAACCUAUGACCCUAACGACUAUCGUUGGACAUUUGCUGGCAGCUUUCUCUAUGCUUUGACCUUGAUUACUACUAUUGGUCAUGGAAGUGUUACUCCAAAGUCAUCAACUGGAAAAAUUGUGGCAAUAGCGUAUGCCUGUGUCGGAAUACCCAUCAUAAUGCUUUACCUCUCAACUGUAGGUGAAGCACUUGCGAGAAACUUUCGUGCGCUCUACUCAAAACUUUGUCCGGCGCGACUUAAGAGCAGAGACUUCCAUUCUAAGGCUGACUGCAUUAGACGCUAUUCAGGGUCAGGUGUUGAGUGCCGACAAUUUGCUGAAUGUCAUAGGCAAGAAAAACUUUUAGAGCGUCAAAAGAGAACGCCGUUCCAAGCGGCAUUGAAUCUUGAUAGUUUUAAUGGAGGAUAUCAUUGGACAUGUCAGAACCACACGCGAGUGCCAAUUAUUUUAAGUCUACUACUUAUUAUCUUAUAUAUAACCUUAGGUACGUUUGUUUUUCAAACAACGGAAAAAUGGAAUCUUGUCGAUGGAUGCUACUUUUCUUUUUCGAGUCUUGCUACUAUAGGUUUUGGAAAUUUAAAACCAGGCUUAUACGCUAGUGCUAUAUCAGCAAAGGCAGAGGAUAUCGCUGUAGGAGUGUGCUGUUUAUACAUAUUGGUGGGAAUUGUAGUAGUAGCUAUGUGUUUUAAUCUCAUCCAAGAAGAUAUGAGCUCAGCGCUAAGGAAGAUCACGACAUUCUGUACGAGCAGUUCAAAAACUCGAGCUGUGCAUAGUAUUGAAAAUUGUGAUGAAAAGAUAUCAAUGGCCUUAGUGUCCUGACAUAGGGAGACGGCAGAGUUGCCGUCAAUAAACUGUCACGAAAAACGAGCGCAUGUGAGCUUCAAAGUUGACAGUUCGAAUCCCACCAAGUUUAACAGUUUACCGCGCAGAAAGUCAUCGUCUUACGGGGAAGAGAGUUUUCAACGGAACAUACCUGCUCGUCGGUCGGCUGGACAAGCUGAACGUUGUGUGGAAUACUUCGUCCCUCGUAGUUUAAGUGAGUUCAAUUUAAGCGGCGCAGGCAUGAAACCUAGCGAAUUAGUCGCUGUAGGAGUGACCUCGCUUGGGGACAGGACACGCGCUCGUCGUGAUAAGAUGGUCACCUUUGAGGACGAGGGCGUCGCUUUGCCUGAAAACCGACCCCUUGCUGAUGAUGUCUUUAUGUAAUUAAUUACUACAUCGUAUAUUUAUAUGUUUGUUGAUUCAGACAAUGUUUGUUAUAUAAUAAUAAACUGAAAGUUUUGCAUUUGGGGAAUUUUUAUUGUUCUCCCAACGAAAGGCUGGGCUCUAUUUAUUUUAUAUGUUACAUCGUUAAGGAUUUAAUAUUCUUAGUCUUAAGCAUGAAGUAUCUGACGAGUAAUUGUAUUUGUUAUUUGUAAGAUUCCAAAAUAUUACCCAAUACAUUGUCUCUUGACUAAUUAUUAGAUCGAUGUUGUUUUAACUCGUUUGUUAGAUUGGUGUACAAAAUAAAAUACAAUAUACCAAGAAAGUGCAGUAAACCAGUGAAUUGAAAAAUACAAUAGUGAUUAAUAUUAAUAUAACUGUUUAUUUGGCUUGAAUAUUUGUUCAAUAGUCGGCUGUAGAAAUUCAAAUACAUUUAUCCGUAAAAUUUGUUUCAAAUUAGUGACUGGAACGAGAUCCAAGACCGAGCCAAGUGGAUCCAGAAUGGGUUAAGGUUGACAACUGGUAUAUUGUUGGUAGAGGGAUAUUAAGUUUUUAUAUAUAAUAAACCAGAUAAACCAGCUAAGCGCUUUUUGUUUAUUUCAAUUGAACUCCUUGGCACAGCAAUUGUUAAUUAGCAUAUUAAAAAUACCAUUUUCAUUAUUUUUUUGUGCUCAGUACUUUGUUCUCGUAUUAAUUUAAAUAUUUAGAUCUUAAGAACACUAAUAGCACUAAAUAAUAUAACCUACAUAAAGUGUAUGUAAAAUAGUCACAAAUAAUUUUUCAGCGAAAAUAGUAUAAUGAGUGAUAACGUUCCCAAUAUUUCAACGACCACUAAUAUUUCAUAAACUCUGUAGGAUUUAAUCACUUGUCAAAAUUUUUAUAUUGGAAAUAUAAAAAUGGAGGAUCUUAAUUUACUUGAUAUUUGUUAUUGUUGUAUUAAUAAAAAAAUAAAUUUGUAACUAUAUUUAAUGUAAGUAAAUAGAAGGUUUAUGAAUAAUGCAAGUAUAAGAUGUAUGUAAAAGAUAUCGGUUAUAGAUAGUAGACAAUAGUGUUUAAGUCUGUAAUACUUAGGUAUAAAAUGAUUAGAGAGUGUUUCUGUUGGUUUUGUUAUUUGUAAAAGAAUUCAAACAAACCCAUGUAUCGUUAAGUAAAGUCGACCAAGCGAGAGACCAAGGCUCGCUGGUCAAAAAAACGAAAAGAUAUUAUCUCUGUAAUAUAUUUUCCUUCUACACUCUUCUUUAUAAGUCAAAACUUCUCAUAGUAAUCAAUGUGCUAUUUAAAGUGUUAUGUCAUAUUAUGUGCAUAUUAAAAUA